AUGGCCGGAUUGGGCUCAACAAAUAGUCUUUAUAAGUACCAAUUCUCCAAAUUGGCCUUACACAAGUGGUCUCUCAAAAUGGCUAACUACUCUCACCUCUUCCUUCUCUUCGUGACAUUUUUUGUUCCUCAAGUUUUGGCAGCAACCAAUUAUACAGUCGGAGAUAAGAGUGGUUGGAACCUUGGAGUCGAUUACUUCUCUUGGACCAGUGACAAAACCUUCUUUGUUGGCGAUAGUCUUGUAUUCAAGUAUGAGAAAGGGAAGCACAACGUAUUAAACGUCGACGUCUCGUCGUUUUCACAAUGCACUGCGCCGAAAGACCAACCACCGAUGGUUAGCGGAAACGACGUCAUUACAUUGACUACUCCCGGAACCAAAUGGUUCAUUUGCACCAUUCCCCACCACUGUAACUCCGGCCAGAAGCUUGUCAUUUCAGUGGACUCCGCGCCACCCUCCCCCAUUAUUCAAUCUCCUUUAAUACCGCCAUUUGCUGGCCAGCCUCCUCCACCGACAUCGUCUCUUCCACCAGUGCUUGUCCCAGAUCUGCCGCCAGUGCUACCUCCGACCUCUCCUCCUUCGGUACCAUCGCCUCCUCAGAACCAAACUGCCCCACAUUUGCCGAUUGCUCCAAUGCCAACCCAAACCAUUCCACCAGUGGAAUCGCCAGCUGCUCCGAGCCCCAUUACUGCUGCUCCGCCGCCUUCUGGAGCUGCCCUGAAAUCCGUUGUUUCCGGUCAUCUUGGGUUUUUGGCGAUGGCAGUUAGCGUUCUUGCUGGGAUUAUGAUAUGA
Cucumis melo (muskmelon) is the source of this 789-nucleotide messenger RNA. Its product is annotated as blue copper protein-like. The record is from RefSeq and is a predicted model, not a curated record. The transcript has 2 exons. Lineage: Eukaryota; Viridiplantae; Streptophyta; Magnoliopsida; Cucurbitales; Cucurbitaceae. Bases 1 to 789 code for a protein of 262 amino acids. Gene Ontology annotation, cellular component: plasma membrane. Gene Ontology annotation, molecular function: electron transfer activity.